Molecule: messenger RNA, 1289 nt
Organism: Sesamum indicum (sesame)
Lineage: Eukaryota; Viridiplantae; Streptophyta; Magnoliopsida; Lamiales; Pedaliaceae
Product: peroxidase 10
Biological process (GO): response to oxidative stress; hydrogen peroxide catabolic process
Molecular function (GO): heme binding; peroxidase activity
Source: RefSeq, a predicted model, not a curated record
AACGAACUCAUCAGUAUAAAUUGCAGCUACUGCUGCUGCUGAUCAUCGUGCAGAUCACUUACUAUUUGUUAAUACUUUUGCUUGUCCUGUUACAUUAGAGAACAUGAAACAAAGGGCUUCUGCAUUCUUGGCUAUUCCUUUGGUUUGCCUUUUGUUUCAGAUUACGUUUAGUAGUAGUCAGCUUGAUUACAAGUUUUACGACAGUACUUGUCCCAACCUGGCCAAGAUUGUCAGAAACGGAGUUUUAUCAGCCAUAGUCAAUGAGACGAGGAUUGCUGCCUCUCUUCUCCGCCUACAUUUCCAUGACUGUUUCGUUGAUGGCUGUGAAGGAUCUGUCUUACUUGAUGAUAGCAGCAACUUCACGGGAGAGAAGAAUGCGUUCCCUAAUAGGAAUUCAGCCCGCGGGUUUGAAGUCAUUGAUGCAAUAAAAGAAAACGUUGAGAAAGCUUGCCCGUCGACUGUCUCUUGCACUGAUAUACUGACUCUUGCUGCCAGGGAUGCUGUCUUUCUGACAGGAGGUCCCUUCUGGCAGGUGGCCUUGGGCCGUCGAGAUGGCCUAACUGCAAAUGAGACUGCAGCCAACACAGACCUCCCAUCACCCUUUGAACCCUUGGAGAAUAUUACCGCAAAGUUCGUAUCCAAGGGCCUUGAUUUGAAGGACAUGGUAGUUCUUUCAGGCGGCCACACUAUCGGCUUCGCCCAAUGCUCUACAUUUAAACCGAGACUUUUCAACUUCGACGGUGCCGGCAAUCCUGACCCGAUACUCGACGAAUCGCUACUAGCAAGUCUGCGCAUCGUUUGCCCGAAUCAAGACGAUUCCGACACCAACUUGGUUGCAUUGGAUGCUGCUACUUCGAGCAAGUUCGAUAACAGCUAUUUCAGGAGCCUUGUCAACAACUCUGGGAUUCUGCAAUCGGACCAAGAUCUCAUGGGCGACAAUCAGACUGCUGCUUUGGUGUUGAGUUACAGCAAAUUCCCCUUUCUAUUUUCCAAGGAUUUCGGGAAAUCGAUGGCGAAAAUGAGCUGUAUUGGUGUUCUUACAGGACAGGAAGGAGAGAUACGGAAAAAUUGUAGAGUGGUGAAUUAGAAAUUUGGUUGUGAAUGUAUGUGUCAUGAAUAAGUUAAGAUUUGGAUCAAAAUCAGGCCAUUGUGGAAUUCCAAGUUUGUAAGAUUUGGAACACAUUUUUAUGGUUUGAUGAAUCAUAAAAAUCCAAUGCCCUGUAACAUGAAUUUGCUUGUCACGUUAAAUUUAUAAUUUUAUUAUGAGAAGCGUUUUGAUCCAUCUUUCA